Molecule: messenger RNA, 941 nt
Organism: Olea europaea var. sylvestris
Lineage: Eukaryota; Viridiplantae; Streptophyta; Magnoliopsida; Lamiales; Oleaceae
Exons: 5
Coding region: 200-841 (213 amino acids)
Cellular component (GO): plasma membrane; plasmodesma
Source: RefSeq, a predicted model, not a curated record
ACGAUCGCUCUCUCAAACUAAUUUGGUGCCUGCCGUUUUCAGCAUUGGGUGUGCUGUUUUGUACACUGGCCAGGGGAAAUAUCAUAGCAGCACAACAAACACUUUGGAAUACGUUGUACAUCAGGCAAAUACCACAUCCGAGAAACUUAGGAACGUAUCUGAAUAUCUUUCUGCGGCUAAGAAGGUCGGAGUGAAUCAAAUGUUUCUCCCUUCUAAUGUCCAAUCUGAUAUCGAUCGGAUUCAGACCAAGAUAAACUCUUCUGCUAGUGCCCUUGCCAGUACAACAGAAGAUAAUUCAAAUGACAUAAAAAAUCUAAUCGAUUCUGUGAGAUUGGCUCUAAUCAUACUGUCUGCCAUUAUGCUUAUCUUGACGUUUCUUGGAUUUGUGUUUUCACUUUUUGGUAUGCAAUUUCUUGUAUACAUCUUGGUGAUCUUGGGAUGGAUUCUUGUCACUGGAACUUUUAUAUUGUGUGGCAUUUUUCUUCUCCUCCACAAUGUGUCUGCAGACACUUGUGUGGCAAUGGAUCAAUGGGUCCAGAAUCCAAUGGCCCAUACUGCUCUAGACGAUAUACUGCCAUGCGUGGACAAUGCCACGGCACAAGAAACUUUGACAAGAACCAAGGAAGUCACUUCUCAACUUGCUAAUAUAAUGAACUUCGUUGUCAAUAAUGUCUCCAAUAUCAAUUUCCCCCCGAACGUUCCAACUCUCUACUUCAAUCAAUCUGGCCCACGUCUACCAUCCCUUUGCAAUCCAUUUAAUCCUGAUCUGACUGAUCGAGCAUGUCAGCCAGGUGAAGUGGAUUUGGAAAAUGCAACACGGGUAUUUAACAAAUCCUUUUGAACUUGGCAUAUAUUAUAGAAAUAACCAUUUCGUUCUUUUUACUAGUUGAAAUACGCAUAUCAAUGGAGUCUUCAGUAUUGAAUUUUGAAUAUAUUGUGGA